AUGCCACCUAUCCCGCCUCCUUCUUAUCCCCAUCGCAUCGUACUGUAUCAUCAGACACUACACCCCGAUGGAGGCCCAUAUGUGUCUCUGCUGCCGCUCCUUAACAAUCACACCGGCACAACCCACGUCAUCCUCGCUGCGUUCCAUCUCAACGCUCCCAAUCCCAACCACAUCACCCUCAACAAUGAUCCUCCCGAUCAUUCCAAGUACGACGAGCUGUGGGCUGAAGUCUCUCUGCUACAGCAAAGCGGCAUCAAGGUCAUGGGCAUGCUGGGCGGCGCCGCACCAGGCACCUUUUCGCAGCUAGAUGGCGACGAAGCUCAAUUCGAACAAUAUUAUGUCCCUCUUCUCGGGGUUAUUCGUCGCCAUGGCUUGGAUGGUAUUGACCUGGAUGUCGAGGAGCCCAUGUCGCUUCCUAGCAUCGUGCGUCUUAUUGACAGACUGAAGGCUGAUUUGGGUGAGGGGUUUAUUGUCACCCUCGCGCCGGUGGCAGCAGCUCUUUUAGGUAUCGGAAACCUUUCUGGCUUCGAUUAUCGCUUGCUGGAACAGCAGCGUGCCGGUAGCAUUGCUUGGUACAAUACCCAGUUUUAUAAUGGCUGGGGCCCAGCGCACGACCCUCGCAUGUAUGCGGCCAUCGUCGCGCAAGGCUGGUCUCCAGCCAGGGUUGUCUAUGGCCUCUUGACCAAUCCAGGCAACGGUUCGCAAGGUUAUGUACCGCAAGAUGAGAUUGGACCUGUGUUGGCAGCGCUGGUAGAACGCUUUCCGAAUUUCGGCGGGGUAAUGGGCUGGGAGUACUUCAACUCGAUGCCCGGACAGCGACAAAAGCCGUGGGAGUGGGCAGCGCAGAUGUCAUUGAACAUGGGCAUGAAUAGGGUGUUGCGGAUAGCGAGGGAACUGUUGGCUUCCCGAUUGGGGUAG
Molecule: messenger RNA, 918 nt
Organism: Aspergillus mulundensis
Lineage: Eukaryota; Fungi; Ascomycota; Eurotiomycetes; Eurotiales; Aspergillaceae
Product: putative class III chitinase
Exons: 1
Coding region: 1-918 (305 amino acids)
Biological process (GO): carbohydrate metabolic process
Cellular component (GO): extracellular region
Molecular function (GO): chitinase activity
Source: RefSeq, a predicted model, not a curated record